CGACUGUAGAGUCUGACAGAUUCAUUGUCUUGAUUGUACUUUUUAGCAUUAUAGUAUUGUUGCAAAAAUGCUCCCGAAUGCUCCUUCGCAUUCUCACUCAAAUCCACCAAUGUCACAUCACCACAAUCCGCAUCACAACAGGCACCAACACAGUUCUUCUUCGUCUAGUCAGAUCAACGGGCAAGUUCAACAACAUCCACCAUCUCAGGUAUCUCCAGAAGAUAUGGCAGAAAUGGACAGACAGAAGGUCAAUCCAGCACUGAUAAAGUAUAUCGAAGAGUUCAAGUUUCCCUAUAUUACUGAUGUCAGCAAUUACGAAAAACUCAUAAAGAUUGGACAGGGAACUUUCGGAGAGGUCUUCAAAGCACGAUGUAAGAGAUCUGGGAGAAUGGUAGCUUUGAAGAAGAUUUUGAUGGAAAAUGAAAAGGAGGGGUUUCCAAUCACUGCCUUGCGCGAAGUUAAGAUGCUCCAGCAGCUCAAACAUGAAAAUAUCACAGAUCUUAUCGAAGUCUGCAGCAGUAAGGCAUCUGCCCACAAUCGUGACCGUUCCACCUUUUAUCUCGUCUUUGCUUUUUGCGAGCACGAUCUGGCAGGAUUGUUGAGUAACUCAAAAAUCAAGAUAUCCCUGGUGCACAUUAAAACGAUGAUGAAACAUCUCUUCAACGGGCUCUGGAAGAUACACCGGUCCAAGAUCUUACACAGGGAUAUGAAGGCUGCAAACGUGCUUCUAUCCCGAGACGGUAUUCUUAAACUCGCAGAUUUUGGAUUGGCGAGGCCGUUUUACAUGGGUCAUCCUCGACAGUUGUACACCAAUAGAGUCGUAACGCUAUGGUAUCGCCCGCCGGAGCUCUUGCUUGGAGAUCGACAGUACACUACUUCCAUAGACAUGUGGGGCGCAGGAUGUAUCAUGGCGGAGUUAUGGACGCGCUCGCCUAUCAUGCAGGGCGACACUGAGCAGAAACAACUCACAAUGAUCUGUAACCUUUGCGGCUCUAUAGACAAGGACUCUUGGGAAAGGGUAAGCGAGCUGCCGCUCUUUGAUAGGAUGGAACUUCCGCAAGGCCAACCACGAAUCCUUCCACAGCGUAUGCGAGCUUACAUCAAGGAUGAGCUCGCCAUUUGCUUAAUUGAUGAAUUGUUGGCGCUGGAUCCGAGCAAGCGUUUGGAAGCUGAGAAAGCACUGGAUCAUACAUUUUUCUACACCGCUCCUUAUUCUAAAGACGAUUUCAAAGAUCUCAUGGACACAGUGAAAACUUCGCAGUUUGAGUAUACGGCUGGUGGAGGCGCACAUGCAAAUCGGGGUCGAGCAGUAGGAGCCGGUCAGCGUGUACCGCAAAGACCACAACUUUCUUCGCAAACGGGCCAGUUUCAUGACAUGAUUUUCUAGCAGUCUUGGAAUUUCUGGUUUUUACCUGCACAGCUUACAUGUUUCUGUAAUUUUGGUAUCACGUUGUUUAGUUUGUGGUUAAAAUUACGGGUUUUCGAGUUAUCGUGGUUGCAUUCUGAAAAUGCCAAAUCACUUUUUAGUACUAAUCCAUUUGUCUCAUAUUAUGAGAGUAAAUAAAUUAUUGUUCUGCUUCGUAAAAAGCUGCUUUAAUCUAACAUAGCGAGU
Messenger RNA from Cylicocyclus nassatus, 1612 nucleotides. Lineage: Eukaryota; Metazoa; Nematoda; Chromadorea; Rhabditida; Strongylidae. The record is from the annotation of a GenBank genome assembly.